UUUCCUCGUUUGACAGCAGGGGCUCGUUUUACUGCACAAAACAACAAGGAUGAAGAUUUCCAGCGACGAUGCGGCAACAGAGAUAACCGAGGAGAGGUUUAGGUAGCUCAAAGGACCGACAGCUCUUCUCUAUAUCUCCCGCUGUGCGCUGCGAAAUCAACGCCGGGGCAACUUGAAUAUCGACCGGACUGCAGAUGAAUGCCUGAGUCUUAAACUGCCCCUCGGAUUUGUUGUUGUUAGCCGCUAAUGCUAACCAUAGAAGUUGCGAGCUAGCAGGCUAGCUGGCCUAGCAUGCUAAUGGUUAAAGCGCUGAAAAGGCGUUUAGUUUAGCUUUAGCAUUUAGCUUUAGCUCAGCUGUGUGUUUUGGUUUACUCAGUGCUGUCGGGCGAGUAAACUCGACUUUGUGUAUGCUGAUGGAGCCAGCUCACCGUGGCUUCAGUGGUUCAAGAGCUGCAGCUUUGGCUAAGCUUUUUAAAGUAUCAAACCUUUAACAUAAGUAGUUUCCUAACGUUAGCCUGCUAGUUAGCCACCACUACAACCCCCCCUUUGGAAGAAUGAGUAGAAAACACAAUCAUUUAAAAGGAGCAGAAGUCAGCUGCUGCGUGAAGUACUUCUUAUUUGGAUUCAACAUUUUAUUCUGGUUACUAGGAGCAGCAUUCUUGGGCAUAGGCCUGUGGGCAUGGGCGGAGAAGGGCGUGCUGUCCAAUCUGUCAUCCAUCACAGACCUAGGGGGUUUUGACCCCGUGUGGCUCUUCAUUGUCGUUGGAGGGGUCAUGUUCAUCCUGGGCUUUGCUGGCUGUAUCGGAGCGCUCAGAGAGAACACUUUCCUGCUUAAAUUUUUUUCUGUGUUCCUGGGUUUGAUCUUCUUCUUGGAGCUGACUGCAGGGAUCCUUGCCUUCGUCUUUAAGGACUGGAUCAAAGACCAGCUGAACUUCUUCAUCAACAACAAUGUCAAGGCCUACCGCGAUGACAUCGACUUGCAAAAUCUCAUUGACUUUGCCCAGGAAUAUUGGUCAUGCUGUGGAGCUCACGGGUCGGACGACUGGAACCUGAACAUCUAUUUUAACUGCACUGAGCUGAACCCCAGUAGGGAGCGCUGUGGAGUCCCCUUCUCCUGCUGUAUCAAAGACCCUGCAGAGGAUGUCAUCAACACGCAGUGUGGUUAUGAUGUUCGGCUUCAAGGGGAGCUGGACCGGCAGAAAUAUAUCUAUACCAAGGGCUGUGUGGGACAGUUUGAGAAGUGGCUUCAGGACAACUUGAUUAUUGUAGCUGGGAUCUUUGUUGGUAUUGCACUUUUACAGAUUUUUGGUAUCUGCCUUGCUCAAAACCUGGUUAGUGAUGUUAAGGCUGUGAAAGCCAACUGGUGACAGGAGAGGUUGAGUGAGGGACAACCCCCCCCGUCCCUCACGGCCAGCCAAGUCAACACAGCACACUAACGGUCCCGUCCAGCUGAGGACGGAGCACCGACAGCAUUCAACUCUACUUUGCCACUGAACUAAGCAGCACAUACACUCUCCCACACUUGUAUAUGUGCGGACACCAAGAGUUUACUUCCCUGUUUAUCAGUGACACUUGAAGGGAACAGACCCAAACAAACAUACAAACAGUCAACACUUUGUUUACCACUCAGCUGGGUUUUUAACCCAAAUAUACAGAGGACGGUCCUGCCUUGUUCUUUUAUUUCUUUUUGUUUUAUUUUGUUCUUUGGACGCAUGUAUUUAUGGGGCGCAGUUGCAAAAGGACUUCUGUCAACUGGGAUUGGAAGCCAUGGAUGAAAGUGAGAGGAUACACAAAAACCAAGGAAGAGGGACAAUACGUCUCCUUUUUUUUUUUUUUUAGAUCAAGCCAGAGCCUCUUUCUACUCAGUGAGGGGUUGAACAUCUCCAACAAGCGGCCUGUUUUUAACUUGCUUAUCCCCACUUUACUUCUGUAGAGGCCGGCUGGCCAACACACACACGGAUUCUUCUGCGUGUCAUUUUUCUCCAUCGUGACCUUUUUAUGACCACUGAAAAAGACUCGGGAACACUGGCUGGUCAAGCCUGCAACUUCAAAUCAUUUCAGGAGAUUUAACAUUAUAAAUCAAAAUGUAAAAAGUGCCAUUAAUUUCCAGUGAUAUUUUUUUGUCUUCUUCCUGUUCUUUACAUGGAAUCUCUGCACCCCGCCCCUCAAUACCUCAGGGCCUGGCUGAAAAUACACACGUAUACUUUCUGCCACCGGUUAAAAGCAUAUCUUUUUUUUUCCAUCCAUGUCUGUUGAAUUUAGAUACACUAACUUAAUGUAGAAAAACAAUGACAGUUCCUCGAAAGUUGCCCUGUUUGCCCUGCAGUGAUUGUAUUAUCUGUUGAUUUACUGAAGGAUAUUGUAUUGUAUUAUAUGGAAGGGCCUGGUGUGGUUAGGAUUGUAGGUCUAUGCUAUACAGGGAAAAGGGUUUAAUGUUAGUUGAGAUUGUCUAUCUCUGGGCUUCCCUCAGGCACAUGGGAUUGCUGGUUUGGGGCCUUUUUAACUUGACGUAUGUUAUCACAUUUGUCUUAUAUUUUGUGCUCUGCAUAGUGAAAUAAGAAUAUUUGUCUGUUGUUUUUUUUUAAAGAUGUCCUUUAUUCAUCCUUUAUUUCCUGUCCUUUCAUAGACACAGAUUUUAAUUCUGGGUUCAUUGUUUGACUUUAGCAGGCACCUAUUUUACCUCUGACCCAUCAGUCAACUGCGAAAUAGCUUCUUUUUGUUGCGUUAUUAGCAGUCCUAAUGGAGACCAAAUAAUAUCAGCUGGCCACAAGCUAAUUGCCAAGGUUUUGUCUGGCUACAAUUCUGAUUUUGUUAGGAAUGCCAAGAAUAACAAAUAGCAUUUCUAGAUGGGCAAAAUGUGAAUCUAUUGUCCCUUUUAUGUGGGAAGUGCGAGUUAAAAUGAAAAAUCAAACAGAAAUUAAAAAUGUUACAGUAUCGCCUUUAUCUUUAAUUCAAUGUUUUGUCUUUUCGUUUGGACUGGUUUUUAAAUAGAAUAGUAAAUACGUGCUGUUACCUUUUUGAUAUUAGCAACAGCCUCAAUAUAACAUGAAUGCUGCUUUAACUUUGACUAGAUUAAUAUGUAGUACAGUAACCGAGCUAACAACACGUCUCACAUGGUGGCAUUUAAAGAAUCUGCCAUAUUUUUAUUGUUUUCCAGGCUAAGGGUAAUAUUCAGAUUAUUUGUUCUUUCUCAAGUUUACACUUUGUACUCCGCUUACCUUGCCAUUUGUUCUUUAAAAAAUCUUUUUACAUUAUGAGUUGCCCUCGCAGCUUUUCAUCUCGUCCACGAUCCUCACAGAAUGUAGUGUCUGAUAUAACUGGGUUCACUUGAUAAUACUGCAUAUUUCUGCCUGCAUUUAACCACUACAGUUGUUUCUGGUUGUAGCAGUAUUAUUAGGAUACAUAGCACAGGCAGGAUUUGGGUGGGAUUUACCCGACCACACACACACGGCUCCAUAUAUAAACACACACACGGCCAAAAAAACAUGGUUUGAAUUGCAACGCACAUGAGUUGAAAGAUGAGUAGCAUUAAUAUUCUGUGCACCAAAACUUUUCCUGCUUCACUGAGUCUGUCUCUAGAAUAUAUAUACAUAUAUAGGAGCACAUUCAGUAACAGCACCUUAUGAUCGUCUGGUGUGCGUACAUGUCACAUGUUGCUUUCACCCACACGCUCCCUCUUCAAAACAAAACCUGAUCUGACUGCACCUGUUUCAAAGCCUGUCAUUUUGAUGUAUUUUUAAACACGGCUCGUUUUGAAAAAAAGUAAAACGCAAGACGAAACAACAGUCAGUUGAUUUAGGCGUCACGAAUAGAAUAGAUCCAGUGGAGCACAAUGCAGCUCUGCUGGAGUGAUGGGAGUCUUAAUGACUUCUCUCAGUUGAAAUGGAUGAGUUUGCAUAGGAGAAGCUCAUUCAUUUUAGGGCUUAAGGUGUAAUCACUGAGUAAGAGCCUCGAGCAAUCUGAGAGAACAGAUGUUUUUUUCCUUCGAUCAAAUGUAGAAACAUUUACAGGAUAAAACCCAACUUAGAGCUAAAUUCUCACACAAAGUUGCCUGAUGCAACAUGAUUUCUUUAGUUUCUCAUCCUGUUAUUGUAAAUGUGUGUGGGCUUCUUUGAUUUCACUAACUGUUGUAAAUCAAUCGGUACCACUAGAGUCUAGAAGAUCAGGAUCAAACCCCCCCCCAACACCUUUCUAGUUUUAUCUCUCGAAAAGUGGGCUGAAGCAUAUAAUAUGUAAUUAAUUAGUUCAACAAAUCUUUGAAGUGUUUCCAUAUUCUCAGAUUGGAAGUCAUUGCUCAGGGUCUUAACUCUUUCCCCCCCCCA
Messenger RNA from Dicentrarchus labrax (European seabass), 4322 nucleotides. RefSeq names its product tetraspanin 17 (gene tspan17). The record is from RefSeq and is a predicted model, not a curated record. Gene Ontology annotation, cellular component: membrane. The transcript has 8 exons. Lineage: Eukaryota; Metazoa; Chordata; Actinopteri; Moronidae. Gene Ontology annotation, biological process: protein maturation; regulation of vascular endothelial growth factor signaling pathway; protein localization to plasma membrane. The coding region runs from base 555 to 1367 and encodes 270 amino acids.